Molecule: messenger RNA, 1405 nt
Organism: Mesoplodon densirostris (Blainville's beaked whale)
Lineage: Eukaryota; Metazoa; Chordata; Mammalia; Artiodactyla; Ziphiidae
Gene: FAM89A
Product: family with sequence similarity 89 member A
Exons: 2
Coding region: 71-607 (178 amino acids)
Source: RefSeq, a predicted model, not a curated record
CCUGGGCCCCAGGCGGCGGCGGCGGCGGCGGAGCAGCAGGACUUGCAGGCUAGCGGUCUGGCCGGGCGAGAUGAGCGGGCCCGGGGCAGCCGGCUCGGUGCGUGGGCUGCGGGUGGACGGGCUGCCCCCGCUGCCCAAGAGCCUGAGCGGACUGCUGCACUCGGCGUCGGGCGGCGGCGCGUCGGGGGGCUGGAGGCACCUGGAGCGGCUGUACGCGCAGAAGUCGCGCAUCCAGGACGAGCUGAGCCGCGGGGGCGCUGGCGGCGGCGGGGCGCGGGCCGCGGCGCUGCCCGCCAAGCCUCCCAAUCUGGACGCCGCGCUGGCUCUGCUGCGCAAGGAGAUGGUUGGCCUCCGACAGCUGGACAUGUCCUUGCUCUGCCAGCUGUACAGCCUCUACGAGUCCAUCCAGGAAUACAAGGGAGCGUGCCAGGCAGCGUCCAGCCCAGACUGCACUUACGCUCUGGAGAACGGCUUCUUCGACGAGGAGGAGGAUUAUUUCCAGGAGCAGAACUCCCUGCACGACAGGAGGGAGCGAAGACCCCUGAGGGACCCCUCACCGCCUGUGUCCCCGCUCUGCAGCGCCGACUGGAUCCUGGAAUCCAUCUAAAGGACCCAGGAGGGAGGCGACUGUCAGCGUGUGCUUCUCCUCUCUCCUCCCCUACUGCGGGCGGCCCCCGGGCCCGCGGGACCAGUGCUGCCAAUUUAGUUUGGGAGCUCUGCCUGGGCGCGGGGCCUCGGGCCGUUUCGGGGGCCACUUUCUACUGAGGUGACCUGGAGGUGUUCAGCAAUCUCCUCACAGCCUGGUCCUGAGGCCCUGCGGCCAAGGAUUUGUACUGAGAGCAUGAUGAGAGGGUCCCUGGAGAAGACCUUCUCGGGUAUUUUGUGCGAGAUGAGAGGACCCGUGUGUAGCUGGCGGCCUUCUCACAGGUAGGGUUUGCCUCCAGUUUACAGUGUAAGGGAGUUAACACUUCCCUGCUGCCCUUCCUCGGUGUGUUCAACAGCCUUUCUUGCUGUUUCCUGAGCUCUGAAGCCACUGGGUUGAGCUGUAUUUAUUUGUAAGCUGCAUUACUCAUUGUCCAGGUGACUCAGUAAAAGCUUUUCACUGAAACAGUAAACAUUUCAGGUCAUGCCAAUCAAGAGAACUGUAUUCUCUUAACCUGUCAAAAAUGUUUGUAUCAUCGUUUGUCCAUCAGAUGUGGGAGGAAGGAAAAUAGUACAAAGAUACUUCAAGUGGGGAAAAAAACUGGAGCAAGCUGUGUUUUGUAUCACUCACAGUAAGGCAGUGAACGUUUCAGGUUUUAAAGAUCCUGAACGUCAGCUACUCUGUGAGAAAGCAAACUCUUCCACUCAAAUCGGUCGUCACCUUAAGCCUUACUGUAUUUAUUAAAAUCUUUUAUGCACACUU